Alternaria burnsii is the source of this 1971-nucleotide messenger RNA. RefSeq lists its product as uncharacterized. Gene Ontology annotation, cellular component: nucleus. NCBI's taxonomy places the organism in Eukaryota, Fungi, Ascomycota, Dothideomycetes, Pleosporales, Pleosporaceae. The transcript is spliced from 2 exons. Gene Ontology annotation, molecular function: polynucleotide 5'-hydroxyl-kinase activity. Gene Ontology annotation, biological process: cleavage in ITS2 between 5.8S rRNA and LSU-rRNA of tricistronic rRNA transcript (SSU-rRNA, 5.8S rRNA, LSU-rRNA). The coding region runs from base 1 to 1971 and encodes 656 amino acids. The record is from RefSeq and is a predicted model, not a curated record.
AUGUCAGGAAAACGGAAGAGAGGAGAAGAAGCGACUGCAGUUGGAGUCGUCAGCGAAAAGCCGCUCACUGCGAUUGCGGCAGCUCGACUGCGAACGGAAGCCGCAGCUAAAGUCGUGAAUACACCCAAAGUCACGCUUGAGCAGAUUCCUGUACCAGCAAGUCCAUUGCUCAAAGGUGGAAACCCGGAACAGGAAGACUCAGAUGAAGAGGAACAACCCGUGCCUGUUCAGCGCAAUCUCAAACUUUGCAACUGGCGCAACGAACCACAAAACAUCCUCUCAGACACCGACACUGAACUCACCGUCAAUCUGAACAAGCACGCGACCAUCACGUUGAUCGGCUGUUUUGACUUGUUGGUUCUGAGAGGCGCCGUCAAUAUCAAUGGUGCCAAUAUUGGGACAGUCAAUCGUGAUGGCCAAAAAAACCAAGCUCAUCGAGUGUGUGUACCAGCCACGCACCCUAUGUCCAAAAUCCGCGGAUUAGAUGGUACAAAUCACAUGAGUUUCAAGACUUGCAAGACACCUGCAUCUUUGGCGCAUAUUAGUCCAGUGUUUGACGGAAUCUGGAAUGACUCCAAUGAUCGAUCGUUUCGUGUUGUGACCAACUCAGAUGCAGAUACGCUUUCCCGACCCUUACGUCCUGAAGUGACACCUGAAGACUGGCUUCGCGCAAUUGAGGACUGCGCUAGCAAUCCUUCUACCACCGUUGUGACUGGGUUACCUAGCUCGGGCAAAUCGACUUUUGCCAGGCGGCUCGUGAAUCGCUCUCUCACAGGACUAGGCAAGACCGCUGCAUCUGUGCCAGCUGUAUGUUGGAUGGAUCUUGACCCGCAAAAACAAGAGUACGUCCCUAGAGGUCAAAUCUCUCUCGUUGUGGUGAGAGAUUUGAAUUUGGGUCCAAGUUACACACAUCCCUCUGUUGUACCAGAACAGAGAGAAGCGAGCAGGAACGAGGUUGUUCGCGCACAUCCAGUCCCUUCGAAUUUUGCCAAUUAUGCGGACUAUUACCAAUCCUGUUUUGAGGAUCUUUUCUUGGCAUACAGGAAUCUUUCUUCUCGAGAUUCGUCUCUACCAUUAGUUGUCGACAUACCCAGCUUUCUCUACUCCUCACAUUUCGACUUACUAAACAAGCUGAUAGUAAGGAUCAAACCGCAUAAUGUCGUACACCUCAGCGAUACACGAGCCAUCGACACUGAAACAGCGGCAAGGCUGCACUUACUUCAAACAUCAACAUCGCAAUACCACGGCACACUCUAUGAGAUUACUGCACAACAGCCCCAGUCGAUCCCUAUAAGGUCGGAGAAUGAAUUAAGCGCUAUGCAGAUGCAAUCCUACUUCCAUCUCAGAUCAAGCAGUACGAGCCAGGGCCAGCCCCAACUUCUCAAUUGGACGCCAGAACCUCUUUCACAGCUGGUGCCCUGGGAGUUUUGCUACGAAGAAACCCUAGAGCGAGAACAGGAUGUAGUUGCUUUCGCAAUGUACUCCGAGCCAGUCGAGCCAUCCUCAUUGCUGCAUGCAUUGAAUGGCUCCAUCGUGCAAAUCAUCCAAUCCACAUCAUCUGCCGUUCCUACUUCUAACGGCUCGCUUCCCAAGACACAAAAAUUUGGGAUUCCAUAUCUUCCAGAGUCUGAACGUACUGGCAUGGUAGAACCAUUAGAUCCUCGAACGACGAGAAUGGUUUGUACAGCGAUGAUCAGGGGCUUCAACCCUGAGAAGAAGAUAGUAGAAGUGUUGGUACCAAAGACACAUGAGCCUCUGUUGUACAAUCUGUCGCCCGAGAGGACCAUCAUUGUCGGUGGGUGCUGCGACGUGCCGGAAUGGGCAUUCUUGGAGGACGCAUAUGCACAGGAAAGAGGGGUCAAACCAGCAACUACUGUAGAUAAUAUGCCGGUUUGGGUUGAAAAGGCGGACCUCGUAGAUGACAUGGGAUAUCUCAGCACUGUACGCAGAGUGAGGAAGUUCCAGACCUGA